Miniopterus natalensis is the source of this 6318-nucleotide messenger RNA. RefSeq names its product KIAA1328 ortholog. NCBI's taxonomy places the organism in Eukaryota, Metazoa, Chordata, Mammalia, Chiroptera, Miniopteridae. The record is from RefSeq and is a predicted model, not a curated record.
UUGGGAAUUAGGCGGCAGAGCGCCUGCUACUGUCUCCAGGCUGGGGCUCCAGGUGUGGGGACUGAAUACUGAUGUUUCGCAGCCCUCCUUUGCGUUUCUGAUGAAGAACAAUCGGUAGUAUAUGUUCCAGGAAUUUCUACAGAAGGAAAUAUCAGAUCAAGACACAAAUUGAUGAGUCCAAAAGCUAAUGUUAAACUUAAGACUUCCAGAGUGACUGGUGCUUCAUUCUCCAUGGAGUCUUUAAAAGGUGCAGGAGAUUCCGUAAAUGAACAGAAUUUCUGCAAGGAAGAAAUAAAGAGUGCAUCGUUGAAGGAUUUAUGUCUUGAAGACAAAAGACGCAUUGCAAAUUUAAUUAAAGAACUGGCCAGAGUAAGCGAGGAAAAGGAAGUGACCGAAGAACGACUCAAAGCUGAGCAGGAGUCAUUUGAGAAGAAGGUCAGGCAGUUGGAAGAACAGAAUGAACUGAUCAUCAAAGAAAGGGAAGCUCUUCAGCUACAGUAUAGAGAAUGCCAAGAACUUCUAAGCCUCUAUCAGAAAUAUCUAUCAGAACAGCAAGAGAAGCUCACCAUGUCUCUCUCAGAACUUGAUGCUGCUAGAAUGCAGGAACAAAAGGUAUUCAAUAGGAAGAGCACUCUCCAGUCUUCGUCUAUGGAGCUGGAUGGUUCCUACUUGAGUGUAGCCAAAUCACAAACCUACUGUCAAAGCAAGCAAAAGCCUAAGUCUGCAAACCAGAAUUCAGCUUCCGAAUCCAUUGUGGAGUUCAGGAAUAAUUCUUUGAAACCAUCAGCCCUUCAUUAUCCCAAAGAGGAACCAGACAAGGUGCCGUCAGAGACCAGAACAUGUGAUUAUGGGUCCCCAGGGGAAAAACUAGCAGAUGCAGUCCCUAUAGAGAAAAUUCCUUCAGAGGCAUUGAAGAUGAAGGAAUGCCAGCACCUUAAGCCUACUCCGUCUAGACUGUGUUGUGGUCAUAGACUUUCUGAAAAUGCAGAUCAUGUUCCCAUUGGCCAUCCUAUAGACAUGGCCCCUCAAUAUUCCAAGACAUUCCUGGAAUCAUGCCAUUAUUGUGGGCGUUCCUGGGCAUCUCUGAUGCAUGGCCAAGGGAUACUGCAGCCCAGUGAAACUGACUUCAAAAAGCAGCUUUCAGAAGAUCGAAGACAGCAACUUAUGCUUCAAAAAAUGGAGCUGGAAAUUGAAAAGGAGCGCCUUCAGCAUCUGCUGGCCCAGCAGGAGACAAAGCUUCUCCUAAAACAGCAGCAGCUUCAUCAGUCUCGCCUAGACUACGAUUGGUUAAGAACUCAAGCUAUAUUUAAGUCAAAAGAACUGGUUGCUGAUAAAGAGCUUACCAAGCCCCGAGAGCUCAACCUGGAUAUGAAUGGGAGUGACUCUGGACCAAGUUUGUUGAAGUCAGCAUGUGAUGGUUGGCUGCUUGGAACAUCAUCAUCCAUCAAAAAGCACCAAGAGUCCACUAACAGUGGAGAGAAUAGAAGGGAGAAGAAGACAGUUGGGUUUCAGUCACCUGUGGAAGAUGAUGCCCUGUGGACAUGUCAAAAGAAAAAUACAUAUCAACCCCAAAGAGGGACAAUGACAGGAGUUAGAAAAGAUGCGUCCACAUCUCCUAUGACAACAGAAACCCAAAAGGAGCUUGUAAGCACAACCACGGUGUCAUUCCAACCCGACACCUCCCGGUAUGAGACAUCUCUGUUGGAUUUGGUUCAAUCUCUGAGCCCAAAGUCUGCUUGUAAACCUCAGCCUCAUCUCUCCAGAGAGGCCGGGACAUGGAGUCACAGUACUUGCCGACUCAGUUCUCUAAAAUCAGCCCGGAAGAAGAUGGGGGCAGGCAGGAGCCCUGAAGACCUGGAGGAGAAUCAGAUUCUGGAAGAUAUCUUUUUCAUUUGACACCAAAGCACUUGAUGCAGAAUUUCCAUCAGAACUUUGUGGGUUUAUUAAUAUACUGAUCUAGGAUUUUAAAUUUUUAACUGCAAGUAAUUGUGUCUCUCCUUUCACAUGACCCUAUCUCACUAGCAUUUUGUUAUGUAUUGAAUAUAGAAAUCAUCCUGACAACCCAGGGUGUUUUUGAUCAGACCAAUCAGAUAACAUAUUAAGGGGGGACAGGGGUGGAGGGCUGUAUCUUUUCUAUGCCAGGCAGAGAUGAGAAAAUCAACAUGGACACUUUCUGCAUGGCAGAGGCCAUUGCAUAUUCAGCCUCAUUUCAAGAAUGUUUCCUUCUCAGUAUUUUGCUGGAAAAGGUUGGCUCUCUUUUGUACACAAGGAAAACUUAUCUACUGAAAGAUCCCUCCACUUGAAAAGUAGCCCCUUGUAAAAUGAGCAAUUUCAGAAAGACAGACCUUUUUACCUCUACACCCUAUUCUCAUCACCUAGGUCCAUCUAAACAUAGUCAUUUAAUUCUGAAGUUGGAUUUGGUGCCCCGUCAUCACAAGCAACACUGAAGGCCAAGUGUGAGUUAGGCUCAGUGGUCAUCAGCCUGGCAGCUGCUCACCCCAUAACCAAAAGGGCUCAGUGGGCUAGAGGGAGGGACCCACCCCACCCUUGGAAACCAGCAUUAAAUCACACAAGAGAGGGACCUGCACUAGUGCAGGGAGAAGCCCGAAACACUUUUUGUACCGUCCACCAAUUUCCCUGGAUAAAGAAGAGUAAUCUCAGUAUUUUUUGUUGACCUAAGUAUCCAUUUUAUUCAUCCUUGUGAACUUCCUUCCCAUGGUUGUGUCUGUAGAAGAUGCCACUAGAGGGGCAGUGGCCUCAGCUCCUGCAGGCUGAUAGGCUUUCUCUGGCCCUCCUUCUCUUCCCAUGAGAAUCCAAGGCCCUGGGUUGACCAGGCCUUGCAUGUGUUCUUCCCAGGGCUACUGUCCCAUGCCUCUAAAGAGCCAUCUCUACUUGCCUGAUUAUGCUCCAUUACCCCAAGCAGAGCCUCCCCCAUUUGACCCCGGGAGAGCCUGUGGAAGAGGUACACUUGAGGUCACUCUCUCUGUGUCCUCCUGUCCAGCAGAGCUCUUGAGUCCCAUCCUUCAGCUUACAAUGGCUCUAGUGGCCUCUCAGGCUGCUGGGCUGUGUGAUAACCUCACAGAGCCAGGGAGUUGAAUACUUUCCAGUCAUUGGAGCAAGGGGAAGAUGUGUCUCCCAAUGUGUAUUAGUGAAUGACUAUUUGAUCUGGAUGGUGUUGCUUUUUCUCUCCCUUUCACCAACCCCAGGCUUGAAGUAGGACCAAGACUCUGUCAUUCAGCAUUGGUAGCCAAAGUCAGACCACCCAGGGCAGCCUGCACUUAAUAAGGCUGCAUGGCUUCCCUGAAUUCUUUAUCUAAGCUAGAUGAUUUCAGCCAAAAAGCCUUGUUGAGCAGCUUCCCUGUCUGGAUAGACCUAAAUCUCAUUGUCCUUCAGGCUGAGGCCCUGUCACCUCUACCCAGCCUUCCUCCACUUGGGUCUUUUGUUCUUUGGAGGAGAGGAGAUUGGAGCCUCCCAAUACCAUAUCCUCAAUCCAAGGUAAAUACAAGGUCAGGACCAACUAGUUGUGGUGAUUCACUUGAAAAGUCGAAAAAUCAUUGCAGAUUACAAUAAACUUUAAAGUUCACCCCUUUGAAAGUCACUGAGUCAGUUUCAUCCCCUUUCAGAAAGCUUUUGGAAAAUGAAUUUUUCUUUGGUGCAGCAAAAAUGAGUGGCCACCUUCUCAGUUAAAUUGAGGUUUCCAGAACCAUAUUUUUCUUGCUCCAUGUGUCAUGACCACCUUAGGUACACCCAGCUCCCUGGGAUCAUCCAGACCACACUCUUCCAUUCUGGACACCAGUGUCCUUACUGCCCUCCAGGGUAAGAGGAUUCCAGAAAGACAGAAAAGAACUGUGAUUCCUUUAAGAAGCUUGUUUGCCUUUGGAAGAAUCAUAAGUGCAAUCUAAACUAAAGGCUUUUGGGGGUCACAUGCCACAGAAUGGAGUUUGUUUCUUUACCUCCCCUGAAUGAGUGAUUUGGAAGAGCAAAGAUGGGUUUUCAGCAGAGCAUCAAUCAACAUUUUCAAAUGCCACAUUCCCCCACCAUUUGCCUUUAUCCUGUAGGCAUUUCCUGGAUGUCAAUAGGAUGUGAAUGCAUAUCUAACCUAAUAUUUUCAUUAUGCAUUGAACAGUAUAUGUUAACAUUUUAGUUUGUGUCAUAUAUACAUAUGUAUAUAUAUGUGUAUGUGUUUGUGUGUGUGUGUGUGUGUGUGCAUGCCUGGAGGCUUAACCUAACUGCAGACUAACCUACCGAGAGACGGUCUGGCACAUAGGAAUCUGCCUUUCCUUUCUGUGAAGUGACUGGUUGGGAUUUGCUUGCACAGCCUCCAGCCACUUCCCCAAAACAUGACUGGACAUAUAUUGGAGGUGCAGCAGGUAGUGCUACAACAUUACCCCCUGCUGCCCACCAUUUGUCGAGAGAAAAACCAAUCAGUGUUUGCAAAAUGGAAAAAGACAAAGUGUCCAUUGAAGCUCCCUAAGUAGUGCCCAAAGUGCUUGAUUUACAAAACCAGGGCUAAUCAAGGGAAAGCUUUUGUCAGCAGUCGCCCUUCCAGGAGGCACACUGGUGUUUUCCCAAACUUCACCCCGGCUAUCACGGGGAGGGAGAGACUCUCCUCCUUCAGAACCACUCUUUUCACUUGGCCACUUCCAGCACCAUGGCUCAGGAAAGAUUUGCUGGUCAGACUCUGAGGAGGGCAUAGGCCUAAAGGAGCAGAGCCGGGUGAAGUCCACAGUCACGGGAACUGGAGGCUGUGGCACACUCUUCCCAGCUCACACUUUAUCCCCACCUCAGAGUGCAUUUUUAAUGUGGGCAACUGUUUAUAUAUGUGUGAGCUUUUAAGUUAAUAAGUUACCUUCAUGGCUAUUUUCCGCAUGUGGUUUGGAUAUUGAAUUGUCCCUUGAAUAUCCCUCAUCAGAUCAGUGGAGACAGCUUGAACAUGAGAGCCGAACCCCACAUCAUCCAAAUGUUAUUUCCCUUAGUACUUGUUAAAACAACGGGAGCUGUGGUCCACUGAAAGAAAGGAAAUAGUUUGCCACAUGCUAAUAAGUUCUCCUGGUCAACUCCAGCUCAUUCCUGUCACAUGGACACCGAGCCUCUUCUAGGUGUGGUUGCUAGCAUGGUGGUUCCAUCUCUGCACACCUCUGAGUCCCUUUUAUGUACCUAUCCCCAAAACUGCACCAUGUCAACUCUCCCUUCUCUGCUCUGCUCUGCUUACACCUCACAACUGGCCAUGUCCCAAAGACACAGGGCUCUUUCCUGCCCGCGUGACCUUUCCAUGUCCCUCUCUUUCGGAUGAAUCUGCUUCUGUGUUUCCUGGUGUUCCCAAGCAUCAUUAGAGGUGCUCUUCUCUUGGCUGCAACAAUACUCUCGAGCCUCUGUUCCAGCCCACCUCACACUGCUGCGUUGCUCUGUGUACUGUUUUCCCUGUUAGGAUGCCAUGUAUCCGAAUAUAACACAUACUGACCUUGGAAUUGACCCAGCUUUACCAUCUGUGAACCCUCCACAUUUAGGCGCAUUACUUAUACCCUGGAAGCUCAGCUAUAAUAAUUUAUAAAAUUAUUUGUAAAAAUGGAGGUGAUAAUCCCUACCUUACAAGUUGGGUGCCCAUAAUGCUGACCUAACCCUGGAAACUAGCCCAGAGGAAAGCCAGAAUGGCAAAGCCCAAGUGUCCAUGAGAGUAGGCUAGGCAGGUGAGUGUCCAGGGAAGCCAGAGGGGACUUGGAGAGGGGGCUUCUUGGUACGUGGAGGAACCAGAAGCCCAGGAGGAAAGAGCAGUAUUGGAGUUUGUGAGAAAGUAGAAGGUUAGCUAGAAGACCAGCCCCCAUCUGAGAUCUGGGCAGGGCGUUGGCAGUGGCCUCUCCCUCCCCCUCGGUAGUCCACGACUGGGCGGCCUCUGCUGGUUCCUCACUAACACCACCACAGUAGCCUGACCCAACAGCCAGGAUGCCCAAGGCCCACCAUGCAUCCCUGUUCUGCGGGUAUAACCUGUGAUUUUCCCUCAUCCUUCCCUUCGCCAUACUUCAGCCCUUCAGGCUCUGAGGUGGGUUGGUCCAGUGCUGGGUGAAGGGGCUGGAGGAAGGGAAGGCUUGCUCCCCGGCCUCCUGUCUCUGCCAGCUGAGGUAGGAUGAACUUCACAGCCCAGUGUUCGACUUUCCCCCCAGCUGGAGGUGAUUUAAACUUGUUGGAUUUAUAUAACAUUGGGAAAUGGUAAACUGUGUAAAUUUGUCGUGUUUCCAGGGACAGUUAUUUAUGGAGGGGCAUUCUUAACUCAAGUACAGACGUGUUAAAUCAUUAUAAUAAAUUCAUGCUAUUCAGACUUUC